AUGACAGUCGUUUACGCGAAAGUGAAGCUCAACUUCAAGAGCGAGCAGUACACAUUCCACAUCGACUCGCGAAUGAACUUCGAAAAUUUGGUCACCAGAGUCGAAGAAAUGUGCAACUUGGCGCACGGCUCUCCCCUCGUUUUGAAAUACAUCGACGAAGACAACGACCCUAUCGUCGUCUUUUCCGACGAGGAAAUGGAAGAAAUGCUGCGAAUCAACCACCCGAACGAAAGUAUACACAUGCACGCGUUUAACUGUCGCCCGCCCGAGCCAGGAAAACGCUGCGAAGGAGAAACAAAGGAUAUUUACAGACGAAAUGCAAUGGCCAAGAUCAAGCAUCGAUUGAGACACCUGGGCAGAAAAAAUAACCGACAGCCGAAAUCGCACGAUUUUCCAGUUAUUGGUCCGGAUCACAAUAAUUUACCAGCGACAUUCACAAAUGCGGCAAAUCCUCAACCGACUCCUCCUGGUGGCAGAAAACUGGGAAUGGAAAUCACCCAGGAUCCGAAAAUCCAGCGGGGAUUCAACUUCACCGAUUUCGAGCUCAUCAAAGUCAUCGGACGCGGCAGCUACGCAAAGGUUCUCCUGGUCCGUCUGCACACGACGAAGCGCCUCUAUGCGAUGAAAGUGAUCAAGAAAGAACUCGUCUGCGACGAAGAAGACAUCGACUGGGUGCAAACAGAAAAGCACGUCUUCGAAACCGCCUCGAACCAUCCCUUCCUCGUCGGCCUCCAUUCCUGCUUCCAGAGCCCCUCGAGACUUUUCUUCGUCAUCGAGUACAUCAAUGGCGGGGACUUGAUGUUCCACAUGCAGAAGCAAAGAAAGCUGCCAGAAGAGCACGCAAGAUUUUAUUCGGCAGAAAUUUCUCUCGCGCUCCAUUUUCUUCACGAAAGAGGAAUCAUCUACCGCGAUUUGAAGCUGGACAACGUACUCCUCGACUCCGAAGGCCACAUCCGAUUAACCGACUAUGGAAUGUGCAAAGAAGGAAUCCUCCGACCGAACGACGUGGCGACCACUUUUUGCGGGACGCCGAAUUACAUCGCGCCAGAAAUUUUGCGCUGCGAAGACUAUCGAUUUUCUGUCGAUUGGUGGGCACUUGGUGUGUUGAUGUACGAAAUGAUGGCUGGUCGAUCCCCCUUCGACACUGGCCCGGUGACGAAUCAAGAGGGCGAGCAAAACACAGAAGAAAUCCUCUUCCAAGUGAUUUUGGAACGAGUCAUCAGAAUUCCCAGAUCUUUAUCAGUCCGAGCUGGGAAGGUUCUGAAAGGCUUUUUGAACAAAGACCCGAAUGAUCGACUCGGUUGCAUUGGCGAGAAUGGCUUCCAGGACAUCAUCAAUCACGAGUUCUUCAGAAGUAUCGAUUGGCAACUGCUCGAGUCUAAACAGAUCAGCCCCCCGUACAAGCCGUACAUCCGCGACGAAAUGGGCCUUGACAACUUCGACACCCAGUUCACCGAAGAACCAGCUCAACUGACGCCCGACGUGAACACCUUCCGCGGCAACGAGUUUGAAGGCUUCGAAUACGUCAACCCCCUCCUCAUGACUGUCGAAGAUCAAGUCUGA
Oikopleura dioica is the source of this 1563-nucleotide messenger RNA. NCBI's taxonomy places the organism in Eukaryota, Metazoa, Chordata, Appendicularia, Copelata, Oikopleuridae. The record is from the annotation of a GenBank genome assembly.